This is a messenger RNA of Notechis scutatus (mainland tiger snake), 1596 nucleotides long. RefSeq names its product claudin 1 (gene CLDN1). Gene Ontology annotation, cellular component: bicellular tight junction; membrane. Gene Ontology annotation, molecular function: structural molecule activity. Lineage: Eukaryota; Metazoa; Chordata; Lepidosauria; Squamata; Elapidae. The record is from RefSeq and is a predicted model, not a curated record.
AGCUUCACUUCCCAGUUCUGAACCCAACCGUGAGCUCUGGAGAAACUUCUGGAUUACCAAAGACCCAGAGGACGCCAGAAGAAGAAGAAGGAGGGGAAGAAGGAGAGCCUCCUUCGCCAGCACAGUCUCUCUGCUUUGAAGAACCGGCCCGGGUUUGCUCCACGCUCCUUCUCCAGCACCAUCUCCAUCCAGCUCUUUCUCUCAGUCCAGCUGGGUCCUGUGCAUUGUUGCGUUGUUGAAGCAGGAUGGCUAAUGGAGGCCUCCAGAUGUUGGGCUUUGUCCUGGCUUUCAUCGGCUGGAUUGGCAUCGUGGUCAGCACGGCCAUGCCCCAGUGGAAGAUCUCCUCUUAUGCGGGGGACAAUAUUGUGACUGCCCAAGCCAUCUACGAAGGCCUCUGGAUGUCCUGCGUCAUGCAAAGCACGGGACAGAUGCAGUGCAAGGUGUACGACUCCCUUCUCAAGUUGCAAGGCAGCCUGCAAGCAACCCGGGCCUUGAUGGUGUCCAGCAUCCUUUUGGGUCUCAUUGGAUCGUUUGUCGCCAUGAUUGGCAUGAAAUGCAUGAAGUGCUUGGAAGACGAUGAGGUCAAGAAGUCAAGGAUGGCCAUCCUUGGAGGUGUCAUCUUCCUCCUUUCAGGCUUUGCCGCCUUAGUGGCUACCUCGUGGUAUGGCAACCUUGUGGCACAGGACUUUUUCAACCCCUACACCCCAGUCAACACCAGGUUCGAAUUCGGCCAGGCGCUCUUCAUCGGCUGGGCGGCCUCCUCCCUGAGCAUCUUGGGCGGCGCCUUCCUCUGCUGUGCGUGCCCCCGGCAAGAGACCUCCUACCCCCCGACUCGGCCGUACCCCAAGAGCGUCCCUUCCACCGGGAAGGAUUACGUAUAAUAGGACGGAGAAGGAUGACAUGAAACGCCGGCACCGGACGACCCCAAGGGACACUGCUUUCCUCCUGCCCUGCGCUGAGCAGCGCACGCUUCGCCCACUGCCCCAUAAGUGAACUGGGCCUCUUUGCAUCCCUGCCCCCAUUUCUGCUCUCAUUUCCUCCGAUAGGAAAAGCGAGGAAAGGAUUUGUCCUGAAAUCACACACGCAGGCGUAGGGAACACCACCUUCCCUCAGUGAGAGGGCCGACGAGGUAGCCAUUCCCUUUUCGGACCCUUCCGUCUCCCCUUCUUCCUUCUCUUUGAAACCUUACAAUAGAUUUCUCUUCAAGAGCCAGGAGAGCGGCAGGCAUCAAAGCAGACGGAGAGGCCAACCUCCCAGGAAAAAGUCUCCGUGAAGAACUUACAAGGAGUCCUCGGUGUCCGGGCUCCAACAAAUCCACCCUCAUUCAAAUCCUAAAUCUCUAGCCGCAUCUCUCGGAGUCAACAACAAUGAUUUAUUAGAAGUGGCCAUGUUGGUGUUAGCUGGGUGCAGCAGACACUAAAAUACACCAUUCACUUCCCCCUUGACACGUGAGGGAGAACCUAUGGCACGCGGAGCCAUUUGUGCCAGUCCACGAGCCACAGGCAAACUUACCGCACUGCCCGUGUGCGCGCCUCACGGCUGGUUUUCCGCUAGUUUGAGGCCUUGUCCGGCCUCCCAGUGUUUUGAAAAAAAGCC